Ciona intestinalis (vase tunicate) is the source of this 2585-nucleotide messenger RNA. RefSeq names its product calcium homeostasis modulator protein 6-like. Gene Ontology annotation, cellular component: plasma membrane. NCBI's taxonomy places the organism in Eukaryota, Metazoa, Chordata, Ascidiacea, Phlebobranchia, Cionidae. The record is from RefSeq and is a predicted model, not a curated record. Gene Ontology annotation, molecular function: monoatomic cation channel activity.
AGUUUUGUUGCAAAUUCGCUCGUCCCCGUUGCUCAAUUCAUUUGAUCUUCGUUAUUAAAUUGAAACUAAAAUAAAAGUUUAAUACUUUUCCCUCUAUUAUUUUUUUCUUUAAUUUCAGUCUCUUUAUUGUUUUUAAUUAACCUAAUAGCUGUAAUUCGUUAUUGAUGAAUUACAAUUUUAAAACUAUUAAGUAAUUCUAACUUUUCGCAACAGAUUACAGGCGAAACGCGUCAAUAGGCAAGAGAUAUAAUGGUCAAACUGCCUGAAAAUGUUAAUUCGUUAUUGCUUUCUGCUGGAAAGACGGUGAAGACGAGUUCUGGUUCAGCGGUAAAUAUUAUUAUUUGUCUUUUUACUGUUGGGUCGGAGCAAUUGUUUUCCUUCGCUGUGUUCAAUUGUCCGUGUACGAGGAAUUCCACGAGUGCGACUCUUAUACCAGGGGUGAGCGAGAAUGCGAUAUAUGGUGGAGUAUAUAUCAUUGUACCAGCAAUUGCUUUGUUCAUUCUCGGAAUUGCAAUGAACCAGAAAACUUGGAAAUUAAUGACAGGAUGUGCACGGCGCCAUCAAGCAGCAGCAAGAGGUUACAAAGCUGGAUGUGCAACUUUGAUGGAAAUAUUAAUGCAGGCAAUGGUUGCCCCAUGUGCAUGGAUUGCAAUCGCAAUGCUUGAUGGAAAAUAUUACGCAUGUGCAACUACAGUUCAACCGUUUGACAUGACAUGCAGAGCGGUCACUAGAACACCAGCAAACAAAAUUCGUUACACUGUGACUUAUGAAAGAAACAAAAGAAAAUCACAAACUCUUGGCUGGAUAUUCAUUGCACUUGCCUUAUUCAUUGGAUCUAUUGUGUACAUGGCUAACAGGUGGUUUUCACGUUUGACAUACUUACAUCGCAACUACAUGUUAUGGUACCACGACAUUGAAGAUCAAAAAUUUGAGUUAAUUGCAAAAGAACAGAUUGAAGAAGAGGCUGAAAAAAAUAUUCGAAAUUUUCUGGCAGACAAACGACCAAAACUUAACUGGGAUAAAAUUUCAACCGUAUUUGAUCUUGUCAGAGAUAGGAAAGGCUAUGCAAUUUACAGUCGAUUGGAUGAAUGGAAUGAGUGCCAUCCAAUAAAUGUAGAAGAUAAUAUUUCUGAUAAAACAACCAACGGAUCAAAAGACAAACACUCGAGCGUAGCAGAUGAUGCUGGAUUUGGUUCGUCAAGUGAAAUGAAAAACAACAGUGAGGUUGUGACCUCAAACUCGCUUAUUGAACCCCGAGAAAUAGAAAUGAACACGUUAAGCACUGGAGACACACAUAAAGGGUAUUCCCCCUCUGCACAACAUGAUAUUGUAAGCAAACCUUUAUUAGAAUUUGAUGGAGCGAUGAGAGAAGAUCAAUGUUGAUAUGAAUCAUGAUUCCGCAACUUCUACACAACAUAUCGGCAACACAUCAAAUUAAAUGCGGAUAUUAUUUCUUGAUCAAGCUUGAAAAGGCAAACUUUUUGGUUCACAGACAAACGGGGAAAAUAGAAGUCGGAUAUAUGCAAUAAUACCUAAUCACAUCGAACUUGUCAAAAUAAAAUAAUUACUGCCUGGACUUGGCUUACAGGUUGUAGUUUGCCAACGCUGAUCUAGCUUUGUAGCCAGGAAAAAAUGCAAACGGAAAACCUGGCGAAGUAACACCUGUAUAAAUUGCGUCCUUACGCAUCGCUUCUUUAUGAUUGUUUGCAAAAAAGCUUGCAUGCAAGAGAAAUACAUUUUAACACAACCUAAAUUUAAAAUUAGUUUAUUUCUUUAGUAAAGCAAAUUUUAUAUUAUUUAUUAAUUUUAAGCAUCUUACACACUGUUGAUCUUAGUUAAACCGUAGCAAUGUAAAUUGUGUUUUACAACUAUAUUAAUAAUAACAAUAAUAAUAAUAAUAAUAAAGAAAUAUAAUAACUAUAAAUAUAAAGGAAAUAUUUUGGACAAUUGCUUUUUCUGAUCAUGUACUAAAACAAACGCAAUGUUUAACUGCAUGACCGUCUAAAUAUUUUUCACCAUGACAUUCUAACUUUAUGUGUUGCCACUUUAUUUAAUUUUGUGAUUUAUAAUUUUGCGUUUCGGCGUUUGGUGUAAGCGCAAUAUUACUCUCCUACCAUGCAUGUAAUAGCGGGUGGAAUUUCCAGAAACAGACACAGUGGUAAAAGGCUAAAAGCAAUGCAACCUUGCAUCUUGAUUACAUAAAAGCAACUAAAUUUAACAGCCAUGAACAUAUAAAAAUGCAUUCAACCCGAACUGAAGUUAUGUAAUCUAGAUUAUAAAAUACAUUAUUCAAAAUAGAAUAUAUCAAAAACAAAAUUCUGUGGAUGAUACCAUGGUUUGGUUUGUCGGUAUUCCUAUUAAUUCUAUACUGUUAAAUUAAACCCGCAUUCUUCUAUAAAGUUAUUCAACAUACCUGACUACAGGCGACAAACUAAAAGUAGUGGCAAAUAUAAACACAACACAAACUUAAUCACUUUAAGUUAAACCAACUUUCUAAAAUCUGCAAUUUCUAGUAAUUGAACUGAUACAAAUCUGUUUCCGUAAAUCCUGAAUAUUCUGAUAACCUCAAAUAAAAAAAAAAUUCC